GGGCCUCGGAACAACCUCUCAUACAUAGAUGGAGGGAACAGUAAAGGCAGGAUACUAGACGUUUUGUAAACUACCUUAUUACAGCGGCGCGCCCUGCACCAGGAUCUUGCCAUUUCAGACUUCUCGACGAUUCCCCGGCCGACAGCAUUGGUAGACGAACACAAGGAUAGGGCGAAUUCAGCGACCUGAACAUGUCCAACUUACUGAGACCAGCAACGCCUACGCAGGCGGAAAGGAGGGCGGUGUCCGCUCCUAGCUCUCCCACGAGCCCUGUAGCAAGUCCAGCACUUUCCCACGCUUCGACCGACCCGAAGGUGGGCCUUCGGCGGAGUCAUUCCCAUGGCGGCAAGUCGAGAAACGAAAGCAUUUCCACCCGAUCCAACUCCUCUCUGGCACCACCAUCGAGUAUCGCAGACUCCGCAGUAGACCUCUCAGGAAGUUCUGGGCACUAUCGUCGCCGUCGCUCGUUCCGCCUUGUGGAGAAGAUAACUCAGAAACUGAAAGAGAAGUUUUCCCACCACCCAGCGGACCCAACUGUCGAGCCGGAACAUGCAGAACGAGAUCCGGAAACAGGUCGACGUCUUUUCCAUUUCGGCCAUCACCGUACUCGCUCGCAUACACCCGAUAUCAGUGCCGGAAAACUGCGUAGAAGGAGCGCAGAUGCCCUCGGAGCCCGAAACAGCAGGGGCAUCCUUCUCCCUGAUGCCCUACCCGUCGCGUCCCCGUCCACCACCUCAAUUUCAACUUACAUGCCCCCAUCAUCGUACGAAAGCGACAGGUCCUCAAAGCGACCCGUAUUAGGCCGGCGGCGAAGUUCAGCGGGGAUCAUUACCAUCCCGUCCACGGAAUCGUUCCCAUCAGGAAUGGAAGCGUCGUAUCACAACAACGGGUCGACCGUGGAUAUGAUGGAGCUUAUCGAGUCCUAUGGUCGUCCGCCAUCCACUUUGUUCCUCCUGCCUCCGCCCCCGCACCGUGAUCAACAGGUCCCCACCGAACUUCAAGAGAGUCCGCUUGCACAGAGUGCUUCGGAAGAGGAAGAGGACGACGACGUUGUUGGUCCCCUCUCCUCUCGCUUCCAAAAAGUCAGUCUGCACAAUAGACCUGCCCAACCACUGAUGACCCCUUUGGUCACAUCGGAAAUCAACCCGUUCGACUGUCGCUUCCAAAAAGUCAGCUUGCACGAUAAGCCUGCCCAACCACUCAUGACCCCGCUGGUCACAUCGGACAUCAACCCGUUCGACAGCACGUUGUCGGUGAAUCGAAUCGUGGAGAGGAGCCCCAGUUCCAUCGUGAACUUUGACCAACUGGUCUUUGAUGCGGGAAAACCACUAGCUUCCCACUAGAUGAUGGACAUGGCUUUAGACAUGGACACUACCAAUAUAGAAGUCUUGGGGCUCACCCAACGGCGUACAAUUUUUUCUCUUCAGCCUCUCUGAUGUAAACCUCUCAGACAUUUUCAUUCCCAUACAUUUGGCGUAAGGAAAGUCUCGGCGUGUGCUUAGACCGAUAUUUCUCUGUACAUAUUCAUUUCUCUGCAAAUAGACC
Molecule: messenger RNA, 1545 nt
Organism: Fimicolochytrium jonesii
Lineage: Eukaryota; Fungi; Chytridiomycota; Chytridiomycetes; Spizellomycetales; Powellomycetaceae
Exons: 1
Coding region: 192-1343 (383 amino acids)
Source: RefSeq, a predicted model, not a curated record